This is a messenger RNA of Cokeromyces recurvatus, 1362 nucleotides long. RefSeq lists its product as uncharacterized. The transcript has 5 exons. The record is from RefSeq and is a predicted model, not a curated record. The coding region runs from base 102 to 1295 and encodes 397 amino acids. Lineage: Eukaryota; Fungi; Mucoromycota; Mucoromycetes; Mucorales; Mucoraceae.
UGUAAGAUUUUCAUCUGAAGGACGCAUUUGCAAUAUACCUAUUGAACUUUUUAUAGUUAUCUAAAACAUCUAACGAUUCGGAUACAGCAUAUUUACGACAAAUGAUCCAUUUUUAUAAGCCAGUUACCUUAGGUGAAAAAUUAGAUAUGAUGUCUGCAAGACUCAUGAAUGAAAUAGAUUUAAAUGAUAUUCAUCAAGUCAAUGCGCUUAAGCUUUCCUUAUCUCGAAUAGUUGAUACUGUUAAUGCUAACGUUAAGUCUAUUUUUCAAAAAUACAUUCAAGAUGAGGUAUUUUGGCAGAAAAUUUCCAACACUAGCAUAGAGUUGUGUCCAGGAAUGUCUGAAGAAGAGAAGAAGCUAUACAAUACUAUAAUACAGAGAAGCAAAGAUGAUUGCAAUGAUAAAAUUGACUUGUUACAAUUACGAUUAAAUAUUGUUUUAGAAAAAGCAAACAUGAUCCAGUCGAGUCAAACAAAUAAUCUAAAACUCCUUGAUAUUAUGGAGAUUGUCACUAAAAACUGCACAGAUGAUAUUACAAAAAUAAAUAAAAAAGAAAGCGAAACGACUUGCUAUAGAAAGCUUGCAAAAAUAUUGGAUGAAUUAUUGGAAGGUACAAAUUUAGAUAUGCUCGAUGGAGAAAUCACAUGCGAAGCAACAAAAAUAAUUGCCAAAGAGCAAGCUAAAAUAUUCAGCAACACGAUUCGCUUAUCACGUAGUUUUGGAAGAAGAAUCGAUCUUAUUUUAUCUGCUAAAGAAAUUGAACUUUCUGCUAAUGAAUGGAAAAAAGAAAAGACCGUCAUUACACAAUCACUUAAACAACAGAACAAAAAUUUACGAGUAAACAAAGCUAUUUUAACUCAUGUAGAAAAGCUGCCAUUAGAAAAUGAAAUAUUUAUUAUCGGAAUGGACUGGACUGGUUUUAUGGGAUAUAUGUUUGGUUUAAAGCAUUUAGAAGAUAUCUAUAUCGCUAAGCACAUAAGCAAUUUAAUUAUACCAAAGUAUAGUUGUCAAAUAUCGUCAUUUAUAGAAACAUUGGAUAGGCUAUACUCUUGGAAAAACAGUCUUAUUAUGUUGAAAAAUAUAGUAUUAAAUGCCACCUUGAAACAUGAAGAAUCAGAGUUCUUUGCCCGUGUUGGCACUACCCCUGCUCCUACUCAAGCCAAAAGUCUUUCUCCAAAUAUAUAUUUAACACCCCAUAGGAAGAAGGCUGUGUAUAGUAAUAUUGACGAAGAUAUUUAUGAUGAGGAUGUUUAUGAUGAGGAUGACUAUAAUGACAAUGAACAUGAUAUCUUUUAGAUGUCUUUCUUCUCUACUGUUUAAUGUAUUUUUUAAUUUACUUUCUUGUUAAUAAAUAUAAUAAAAU